Messenger RNA from Girardinichthys multiradiatus, 1807 nucleotides. RefSeq names its product transmembrane protein 154 (gene tmem154). The record is from RefSeq and is a predicted model, not a curated record. The transcript is spliced from 8 exons. Bases 200 to 763 code for a protein of 187 amino acids. NCBI's taxonomy places the organism in Eukaryota, Metazoa, Chordata, Actinopteri, Cyprinodontiformes, Goodeidae.
GCUGGGGAGCCGCUAGACUUGUAGCUACAAGCAAAUACAGCUUGUUGCAUCAUAUCCAAGAGCUAUCUGAGUGAGCCUGUGGGUGUGUUUGUGUGGCUUUGUUAAAAAAAAAAUAUUAAGUCAGAUCAGGAAGUGUGAUGCUGUGACAGAACAGGAGGAAGCGGACUCAGAAUGGCACAGUAGGUCUCGGCUUGAUAACAUGAGAGGCCCCUGGCUGAAGACCCCUCUGCUGUUUCUGCUGCUGCUGUUCAGCCGUCUGACUGGGACAGCAUUUUGUGAAGAUGCCUCCACAGACACCACUACGCCAGGUAACGCGACAGCAGAUGGGGAGGUCCUAAAAGAUGGUGAUGAUGAUGAGAGCCAAGAUGAAGAUCACGCCUUAAUUCCUUACACCACAAGCAGCCCUCCAGAAACAGAAAUUGAAGAUCCUGGUUCAGGCGAACCUGAUACUUUACCAAGAAGUGUUGGAGAUAAUUUAAAUUUAACAGAUCCAGCAGAAGAAGAAGUUGACGAGUUAGAUAUCUCUCUCAUCCUGAUUCCUGCGGUUCUGGCAGUUGUAAUCCUUGGCGCCAUUGUUUGCGGCAUUUUCAUCAUGCGCUGGCGCAAUAAAAAAGCGGAGAACCAAGAGCUGAGUAAAGAAGACCCACAUUUGGAUGGAUCCAGCACAGAAAAGGUGCCCAUGCCAAUGUUUGAAGACGAUGUACCAUCUGUGCUGGAGCUGGAAAUGGAUGAAUUGAAUCAGUGGAUGAAAAAAGACAGUUAGAGGAUGCUCUGAUCAGGACAGGACACUUCCCAAAACAUGCUUUGCUUCCGGUUUUGAUGUUUCGACUCUUCUGCAAAAGUCUGACAAAUUUUCAUUCCAGAGGGGCUUAUUUACUGUCAGGACCCAACAGUAUUACACUGAACAUGAUUCAAUGAAGCAUCAGUCAUGUUUUUUCGUCAAAGAGAAAUCAAACUCCAUCUCAGAGGCCGUCUGGAGGAACAUCUCCUGGUUGCCCUCAGUGAAGAUAGACUGCUACUACAUUAACGACCAUCAGUGACUAUUUCUUUUACGAUUAGUGUCAUCUGGUUCAUUUAGAUCCAUGCACAGUAUUUUGAUGCACAUUUUCAUUGAUCCUUUAAACCAAACAAAACUCUACCUUCUUACUACCAAAUGUGUCCUUGGUGUCUUUAAUUUCGCACAGUUAAACAGUGUGUGUUCAGCUUGGCGUGUAAUCGGAAAAUAACCUUCUCCAGCCCUUGCAGAUGACUGCUCACGGCUCCCCCGGUGGCUUUUCUUCUUGCUCAAAUGUUACAUGACUCUCUCCAGCUGCAGGUUGUAAUGAGGAAGAUUGUAGGCAUGCAUGACAGAGAACAUCUGUUUGUUAUUGUUUGCCGAACACUCAGGAUUUAUCCAGAGAGCAUUUUCAUUUUGAAUGUCUGAAUCAUUGAAGCGAAAGAGUCCAGCUUCCGAGGCUUUUGAUAAAUUAUUGCCCUAUUCGCUGAAGCUGCGCUCUAAAAGCUGCUGCUGAUAAGAUUUGUAUUCCCCCACAGAUAACAGAUGAGUAUCUGAGUGAAUUUCUCUUAUCUCCUGAUGCUUUUCACAGCUUUUCUUCCCCUGUUUUGCCUUUAAAAUUGCUGGAUGUGAACGAGUAAUACAGGUGUGAGUUUUUCUUUCAGAGUUGGCAGUACUGGACAUGAACUUGAACUAUUAUUUCAACACCAAAAUAUAUUAUUGUCACUUUUUAUAAAUAUAUACCGUAUCGAGUGUUGUUUUGCUUGUGAAGCUUUUUAGUUUGAUAAAUAAAAUUUCCUCAUAAAAAUGUAA